AUGAACACUACUACUGAAUCAGUUGUGGAGUUCCUUGGGAAGUUGCCCUUGUUGCAUCGGUUAACUGCUUCUUCUCUCAACAGAAUUGCCCAAGUCGCUGUGUUCAAGCGUUACGAGAGAGGGGAUUAUGUGGUUCGUAGGGAUGAGGAGGUGGAGGGAGUUUAUUUUCUCCUUCAAGGACAGGCUCAGGUUAUGGGAUUAGCCGGAGAUCACGACUCCUCGGAUCUCCUCUUGAAACAAUUUGAUUUCUUCGGCCGUGGUAUUUUUGGGAAUGUUUACUCAGCAGAUGUUGUUGCUGUCUCAGAGCUUACCUGCUUACUUCUCAUGUCUCACCAUUGUUCUUUGCUCGAGACCAACCCCAUCUCGGAUUCAGACAAGGAACUCCAGACACCAUGUCUUGCGGAACGUAUUUUGUCUUUGGAAACAUUAGAUUUGAAUCUUUUUCGUGGGUUCACUCUACCCGAUGCUCCAACCUUUGGUAAGGUUUUUGGAGGGCAAUUAGUUGGUCAGGCACUUGCUGCAGCAACAAACACUGUUGAAUCUACCAAGAUAGUCCAUAAUUUACACUCCUACUUCCUACUUGUUGGAGAUAUAACUAUUCCCAUCAUAUAUGAAGUUAACCUCUUACGUGAUGGCAACAACUUUGCCACCCGGAGAGUAGAUGCAAGACAGAAAGGGAGAACCAUAUUCACCUUGUUUGCAUCAUUUCAGAGAGAGCAACAAGGUUUCGAUCACCAAGACUCGAACAUGCCUCAAAUGUCACCUCCUGAAACGCUUGUAACAAGGGAGGAGAUGAUUGACCGGCGUAUAACUGAACCUCUGCUACCUAGGGAUUACCGAAACAAAAUUGCUACUGAAAAAAUUCUCACAUGGCCUAUAGACAUUCGGUUUUGUGAGCCAAGUUAUUAUACAGAACAUACCAAGUCUCCUCCAAGGUUGAACUAUUGGUUUAAAGCAAGGGGGAAACUUUCUGAUGACCAAGCUUUACACCGAUGUGUGGUAGCAUUUGCUUCAGAUCUGAUAUUUGCGUGUAUCGGUUUAAACCCUCACCGCAGAAAGGGCAUGAGUUCAGCUGCUCUUAGCCUGGACCACUCGUUGUGGUUCCACCGACCUCUAAGAGCUGAUGACUGGAUGCUCUUUGUGAUGGUGAACCCCACAGCAUUCGAGAGUCGCGGUCUUACCACUGGAAAAAUGUUCAACAGAAAGGGAGAGCUGGUGGUAUCUUUGGCGCAAGAAGCGCUGUUUAAAGAAGCGGUGACGAUUAAGCCCAUAUUCGGCGCCAAGCUCUAAGUGACACAUACACACAUCCGUACUCUGAUACUUUAAUUAUUUUCCACACAUAUUAUUGUUCGUAUGUAAAGUGCGGCACCUGCGGUCAUUUAUGGUGAGUUGAUGGCCAACGGCGUCGUUAGUGGGUAAACACUUGUAACGUUCUUAUUAAAUAAUCACAGUCGAAAGAGUCUUAAAGAGAGGCUUCUUUAAUACGCUCUACCUCACUUUUGAAAAAGAAAAAAACCUCAAAUCUUU
Eruca vesicaria subsp. sativa (arugula) is the source of this 1527-nucleotide messenger RNA. NCBI's taxonomy places the organism in Eukaryota, Viridiplantae, Streptophyta, Magnoliopsida, Brassicales, Brassicaceae. The record is from the annotation of a GenBank genome assembly.